Molecule: messenger RNA, 2287 nt
Organism: Cydia amplana
Lineage: Eukaryota; Metazoa; Arthropoda; Insecta; Lepidoptera; Tortricidae
Exons: 2
Coding region: 9-1277 (422 amino acids)
Source: RefSeq, a predicted model, not a curated record
ACUCCCGCAUGACGGUUCCCCGUCACGUGGUAACCUCAUUACGUGAUUUUGUGUCGUCAAGUUCACACGUUAUUCUUCUGACCGGGACUAGAUUCGUGGUAAAAAUGGGAAAAAGGAAGAGGUCUAGGUCAAAGGAAAGUGAUUAUAAUGAUAUUUUAAGAAAAAUGAAAAAAUUAGAACGCAAGUUAAAGGAAAGACGAGAACGGUCGUUAUCAGUGAGUUCAAAUUCAUCGAGUUUAAACUACCGCGAUGAAAAUUAUGAUUAUGACCGAUAUUACGAUGUUUAUCCAGAUGAAGACGCGUAUGAUCCAGCAAUCAACUUGGAUGACGAAAUUGGCGAUGAGGAGCGCCCCGCACAGUUAGAUCCCCCGCCUCCCCCGGCAGUUCCGGCACCGGCCAGCGGCCAGCCGCCGCCAUCGUUACCGCCGAUCGAGGCCGUGCCAGGCACAUCGUCAUCGGUUAUUUUACCUGAAGGGCAAGAGGCAGAGGCUACGGUAAACUUGGACCCUGUCAUUCUAGAUCUUUUAGGAGAGGACCCUUCUACUAAAAAGAUUUACGGUGCAAGCUUACAUAAAGACAUUGCCCCGAGGUGGGCUCAUAUUCUUACUAAUGGUCUGACGAAAGAAUCUCAAGCGGAUCUAAUAAAACAAUAUCGGUUACCCGAAAACUGCACCAAUUUAUCAUCGCCAAAAUUGAAUCCUGAAAUAAAAGCUGCGCUCUCCGAAUUAAAUAUCAAACAAGAUCAGUAUAGCCAGGGUAAACAAAAUCAAAUUGGAAGCGGUCUCGCAGCUCUAGGACAAGCUUUAAAUUGGGUUGUCACAGCCAAAGAUAUUGUACCUCCAGAUAUUGUUAAAGCCUUAAUUGACGCCGGGAGGCUUAUCUGCGACAACCACUACAGGGAAUCGUUAUCGCGUAGAUAUGCGAUACUGAACACACUUAACAGAAACAUCAGAGAUACUGUUAAAGAUACAAAGAUUGACGAGAAUCUCUUUGGAUCCAAUUUAUCUGACCACUUGAAGUCAUCAAAAGCAAUAACGAAGACUGGCUCUGAAAUGAAGCCAGCGCCCCGCCCACCAUACAGGGCGCCAUCAGCUUUCCAGCCACAAAGAGGAGCUUUAAACUCGAGGGGGAACUCGCGCGCAGCAGCGACCGAGCCACGGACAGCGCCUGCGUCCCGCCGGCCGCCGCCUGCCCCGCAGCCGCGAGAUCGCCGCCAGCCUGCCACGCGGGGCCGUCAUCGCGCUUCCGGAUAUUCGAGACAUCAGAGGAGACAUUAAUGGAACCACAGGUACUGGUAGCAGGACGCUUAAAAUAUUUUUACGAUAAAUGGACCGAACUUACCGAUGACCAUACUAUCCUAAAUUGGGUCAAAGGUUAUACAAUACCGUUCAAAGAACGGCCUAUACAGACAAUGCAACCAAAAAAUAAUGCUUGUAAUUCUCAUUCUCAAAUGAGCAUUAUUGAUAAUUGCAUUACCGAACUUCUGACUUCUAAAUUCAUCUCACCUUGCACACCUUGUGAAGGUCAAUUUAUUUCCCCGAUUUUUACAGUGCCUAAGCCAAACGGGAAAUACAGGUUUAUAUUAAAUUUAAAAAUGUUAAAUAAGUAUAUUGAUGUGGACCACUUUAAGAUGGAGGACCAUCGCACUGCUUUAAAGCUUUUACAACGUAAUUAUUAUAUGGGUUCUAUUGACUUACAAGAUGCGUAUUUUCUAAUCCCAAUAGAUGAAAAUGAUAAAAAGUUCUUGCGAUUCGAAUGGAAAUCACAAAUAUACGAGUUUAAUGUACUCCCGUUUGGCCUAUGCACUGCACCAUAUGUAUUCACUAAGCUGUUAAAACCUGUUUUGCAAUACUUGCGCUCAUCGGGUCUAAUGUCAGUAGUUUAUCUUGAUGAUUUUUUGUGCAUCGGCCAAACUUAUGAUGAGUGUUUGAAAAACAUCACCAUAACAAAAGCUAUUUUGGAAUCUUUGGGGUUCGUGAUAAAUACCAAGAAAAGCGUAAUGGUACCAAAUAAGACCUGUAGGUUUUUGGGUUUCGUAUUUGACACUAAACAUAUGAUUAUUACGUUGCCAGAAGAGAAAAAAACACGUAUUAGGAAUAAAGCUUUAGAAUUGAUGAGGAAAAGUAGCUGCACUAUUAGACACUUUGCUGAAUUCAUAGGUUUACUAAACUCCGCAUGCCCAGCCGUGAGCUAUGGUUGGAUGUAUACCAAACUAUUCGAACGCGAAAAAUUCCUCGCUCUCAAUUAUAGUGAGGACUAUAAUAGGCGAAUGGAAAUAAGGUCGUUU